GCAGCAUCACGCACAGCGACGGCAACACAACCAGGAACCCAGAAGAAAGAAGGAGCCUGAGUGUUGUUGUGUUGUUGUGUGUUGCUGUGUGUGAUGGGGGAGCUGCGGGUCCUGGAGCUGUACAGCGGCAUAGGAGGGAUGCAUUACGCUUUAAAGGAGAGCGGUUUACCUGCUCAGGUGGUGGCUGCUGUCGACAUAAACACCGUGGCCAAUAAAAUCUACAAGCACAACUUCCCUGACACAGCCCUCUGGAACAAGACCAUCGAGGGAAUUACGUUAGAUGACUUCAAUGAAUUAAAUUUUGAUUUGCUUUUGAUGAGCCCUCCCUGCCAGCCUUUCACCAGGAUAGGGAUACAGGGGGACGUUGCUGAUUCCAGAACAAAGAGCUUCCUCUACAUCCUCGAUCUCCUGCCCAGGCUGUGCCGGCCGCCGCGCUUCAUCCUGCUGGAGAAUGUGAAAGGCUUUGAGAGUUCGACUGCCAGGGAACGGCUGGUGAAAACCCUGACUGAAUGUGGGUACACUUUCCAAGAGAUCAUGGUCUCACCUACAGCUGUUGGGAUCCCAAAUUCAAGACUACGUUACUUCUUGAUUGCUAGAAUUCCAUCAGAAAACACGAGCACCCUGACACCUUCGAAGAUUGCCGACGUGUUCCCCGUUCCAGCUGAGACUGACUCCUUCACGUACCCUACGAUCCUCAGUCCUGCCUGUGAAGCUGCCAGCCGGCCAGCAGAGGAAGCACAGGAGGCUCCUUACCUGUACAAACUAGAGACGGCUCUGGAUGCCCAGAGGAAGAAGAGUCAGAACAGCUGUCUGUCUGUCGGGCAGAUCCAAGACUUUUUGGAACCACAGCUGGAAGUGAACCUGGAACAGUAUCUCCUUUCGUCUAAAGUGUUGCUGCGAUAUGGUCGUAUCUUGGACAUUGUCCGGCCUACGUGCAGGAGAUCUGUCUGCUUUACCAAAGGCUACGGUCGGUAUGUGCAGGGAACUGGGUCAGUGCUGCAGGGCUGCACUGAAACCGAGCUGGAAACCGUGUUCACGGAUCUGGACCAGUGCUCUGAAGAAGAGAAACUCCAACGCCUCUCAAAACUGAAGCUACGCUAUUUUACUCCCAGAGAAGUAGCCAACCUCAUGGGCUUCCCACAAACUUUCUGCUUCCCGGAGCAGAUUUCUACCAUUCAGCAAUACAGAGUUCUAGGAAACAGCCUCAAUGUCGUGGUUGUGGCCAGACUCCUACAGCUGCUGGUCUCCUAGCGCUGAACAUUGUGGAGCAGGAGAUCAUCUUAUUUUAUACAACCGAUUAACUGUCAAACACUUUUCUAAAUAUUCUGAAUAAAACGUUCCAACGUGA
This is a messenger RNA of Mugil cephalus (flathead mullet), 1348 nucleotides long. RefSeq names its product tRNA aspartic acid methyltransferase 1 (gene trdmt1). NCBI's taxonomy places the organism in Eukaryota, Metazoa, Chordata, Actinopteri, Mugiliformes, Mugilidae. The transcript has 11 exons. The record is from RefSeq and is a predicted model, not a curated record. Bases 94 to 1251 code for a protein of 385 amino acids. Gene Ontology annotation, molecular function: methyltransferase activity.